CACCGAAGAAGAAGAAGAAGAAGAGCUAAACACGCCCACAUCGGCAAACACAAUAAUACAAGUUCGCUAAGUUUCUUACGUGUUUUUCUGACGCUAAAACACUGGUCGUCAUGUCCACGGCAGCAGUACGUGGCGCUGUGGAGGUGUAUCUGGACCUUCUGUCGCAGCCCUGUCGGGCGCUACACAUUCUGCUUAACUGCGCUAAAAUCCCGCACAAAGUCCGCACUGUGGCUCUGAGGAAAGGGGAGAACAGGAGUCCACACUUCACCAAGUUGAACCCAAUGCAGAAGGUUCCUGUCAUGGUGGACAAUGGCUUCAUCCUAACAGAAAGUGUUGCCAUCCUUAAGUACCUGGCCACCAAGUAUGAUGUCCCAGAGCACUGGUAUCCACGACAACCAGAGAAGCGAGCCAGAGUUGAUGAAUACACAGCCUGGCAUCACAGCAACACACGACCACACUCUGCCAAAGUCUUUAUACUGGAGGUGCUGCUCCCCACCCAGUCUGGAUCUCCGGUGGACAGCAUGCGUCUGACUCGUGCUCUGUCUGAGCUUGAUGACACUCUGGAUAAACUGGAAACCAUGUUCCUCCGCAGGCAGCCUUUCCUCUGUGGAGAUGACAUCACUGUGGCUGAUCUGCUUGCUGUCUGUGAGCUCAUGCAGCCUCUGGGGGGGGACAGGGAUGUCCUGCAUAAUCAUCCUCCGCUGCAGAGGUGGAGGACAAGAGUCCAGUCAGCUGUUGGCGAUGCCUUCAAUCAAGCUCAUGCUGUCCUCUACGCCAUCAGAGAUCGCCGCAAAGCCAAGUUAUGACACCAUGACGGGGCUUUCCCGACCUAAGAUUUCAGAUAGGAUACAUAUUUUUGUGAUUUAAAAAAGUAUUCAUUUAUUGAGAUCAGGGUAAGUCAUGAGGAGAGAUGCAGCUCCCCAUUGUGCCACAUAAAAAAUCAUAAUAAUUAAAGACGAUGUUGGUGAGGCAGACACGAUUUACAAGUCACUCACGUGAAAUAUGAAUUUUUGCCAUUCACAAUUAGCACGGUAAUAGAAAUUCACCAUGAUUAACUUGAGUGUUUUUGAUCCCAGUGAGCGACAGUAUCCUAUUGUCCCAUCAUUAUGUGUGACUGGACCAGGUUGUAGUGCUGAGAUGGAGAUGAGGAUGGUGCCUAUCAGAUCACAUGUGUUUGGUCUGCUCUCACAUUAUUAACAUCAUAGCAGUAAACACACACUACACAACUACAGUUUGAAAGAAUUUUGAUCGGUGCUUUCUGUGGAUCAUGACGAUUCAAUUUCAUUUCAAUUGUAUUUCUAUUUACCUCAAAGGGCUUUACAGUCUGU
Solea senegalensis (Senegalese sole) is the source of this 1328-nucleotide messenger RNA. It is a transcript of the gene gstt2, whose product is annotated as glutathione S-transferase theta 2. NCBI's taxonomy places the organism in Eukaryota, Metazoa, Chordata, Actinopteri, Pleuronectiformes, Soleidae. Gene Ontology annotation, biological process: glutathione metabolic process. The transcript has 5 exons. Bases 111 to 806 code for a protein of 231 amino acids. Gene Ontology annotation, molecular function: glutathione transferase activity. The record is from RefSeq and is a predicted model, not a curated record. Gene Ontology annotation, cellular component: cytoplasm.